Exserohilum turcica Et28A is the source of this 861-nucleotide messenger RNA. RefSeq lists its product as uncharacterized. Bases 33 to 656 code for a protein of 207 amino acids. The transcript has 3 exons. The record is from RefSeq and is a predicted model, not a curated record. NCBI's taxonomy places the organism in Eukaryota, Fungi, Ascomycota, Dothideomycetes, Pleosporales, Pleosporaceae. Gene Ontology annotation, biological process: protein targeting to membrane. Gene Ontology annotation, cellular component: nascent polypeptide-associated complex; cytoplasm.
CCAACGCAUCUAGUCAACCACACACGCCCAACAUGUCCAACCCCCGCAUUGAAGAGCUCCCCGACGAGCCCGAGAAGAAGAACGUCCAGAUCGAGGAGGAUGAGUCGAGCGACGAGUCCGAGGGCGAGGAGGGCGAGGUCAACGUGCCCGCGGGCUCCUCGGUCGCUGUCCACUCUCGCAACGAGAAGAAGGCUCGCAAGGCCAUUGCUAAGCUCGGACUGAAGCACAUUGAUGGCAUCACCCGUGUGACCCUGCGCCGACCAAAGAACAUCCUCUUCGUUAUCAACCAGCCCGACGUCUACAAGUCUCCCUCAAGCAACACCUGGAUCAUCUUCGGUGAGGCCAAGAUCGAGGACUUGAACUCCCAGGCCCAGGCUUCCGCCGCCCAGCAGCUCGCCCAGGCCGAGGCUCACUCCCACGACCACGCCGGCCACGACCACGGCGACGAGUCCGGCAAGGGCAAGGGCAAAGCUGCCGAGGACAAGAAGGAGGAGGAAGAGGAGGACGAUGACGAAGAGGUUGACGACUCUGGCCUCGAGGGCAAGGACAUUGAGCUUGUCAUGCAGCAGGCCAGCGUCUCCCGAAAGAAGGCCGUCAAGGCCCUUAAGGAGAACGACAACGACAUCGUAAACUCCAUUAUGGCGCUGAGCAUAUAGACUACCCAAGUCUAGGUGGCUAGGUGUGCGAGGUGGACGAUGACUUCCCAGGCAUUGCAAAGUCGAAAGACUGCUUGCUCGCUCAUGUAAAAGAAUCUAUCAACAUGAAUCUCGAUGAGCCAGUGUACAUUGCAGCACUCUGGUGCAUUUGCGGGACGCCUAGAAACUUGUGAGCUGACACUAAUGGACGUUUGUGGAUGUUAGG